AUGAAUAAAAAAUUACAGGUGGAGGUGUAUAUACCAGUUUUAGAUAAUAUUAUUAGUGCAUUUAGUGAUCGUUUCGAUGAAAAUACAGUUCAAAUUUACAAAUGUAUGGGAUAUUUUAGCGUUAAAAGUUUAUUGACAUCUCACGACAUACAGCCAAGUGAUAUAAGUGCAUUAUGCAAUUUUUAUUCAUUGGAUAAAUCAUCGACAGCAAAAGAAUUAAAUGAAUUUCGAAAAUAUUAUAAAUCUGCUGAGAAAUUUGUUGAUGUAUCAAAUAUGUUGCCAACCAAAUAUCAAAAAAAUUACGUCGAUUUCGAACGUCAAUUUGUAAGGAAGCAAUGUGGCAUAUAUGAUGAAAGUAAUGAGGGGGACGAUGACAACAACGAGAAUCAAGAUCCAGAGGACGAUGAAAGUGGAACUGAGAAACAAGUUGACACGAAAGAUCGUUCAAAAAAUGAAAUAACGGCUAAUUCAGAAAUUAGCCGUUAUUUAUUCAGAAACUUAGCUAAAGAAAAUGCGUUAUACGCUUAA
Messenger RNA from Didymodactylos carnosus, 528 nucleotides. Lineage: Eukaryota; Metazoa; Rotifera; Eurotatoria; Philodinida; Philodinidae. The record is from the annotation of a GenBank genome assembly.